This is a messenger RNA of Penicillium nucicola, 1728 nucleotides long. RefSeq lists its product as uncharacterized. Gene Ontology annotation, biological process: transmembrane transport. Gene Ontology annotation, molecular function: transmembrane transporter activity. The record is from RefSeq and is a predicted model, not a curated record. Lineage: Eukaryota; Fungi; Ascomycota; Eurotiomycetes; Eurotiales; Aspergillaceae. The transcript has 4 exons. Bases 1 to 1728 code for a protein of 575 amino acids.
AUGGCAGACGCAGAUUUACCAUUUUACAGACGUGGAAGGUCGUCUUACGAUGACAGCGUGAGGCCUGCGUCUGACAUCAAGCAAAAGAAGCCGGAUCCUGAGGAGAAGUUUGCGUUGGGGCGGAGGGGGAUUUUGGUCUUUUUCACGUUGGCGGUUCUUACAUUGAUGGCUGCUCUCGAUGGGACUUCGUUGUCUGUUGCGUUGCCGGACAUUGCUCAAGAGCUGAAUGGGACAGCCAUCGAAGCAUUUUGGAGCGGUACCUCCUUCCUACUUUGCUCAACAGUCUUCCAACCGAGCUUCGCCUCUUUCUCGAAUAUCUUCGGCCGCCGCCCUAUGAUAUUGAUCGCCCUCGUGUUCUUCUGUGUUGGUGCUAUCAUCUCGGCGAUUGCAAAUAACUUUACCUAUAUGCUAGUCGGACGAUCUAUACAAGGUGUCGGUGGCGGAGGCAUCAUAUCUCUGAGCGAAGUCAUUAUCACAGAUCUUGUUCCAUUAAGAUGGCGAGGACAGUACUUUGGUAUUCUAAGUGCAAUGUGGAGUCUCGGCUCAGUGACAGGACCAAUUCUAGGAGGUGGUUUCGCCGAGAACGUGUCGUGGCGCUGGAUCUUCUAUAUCAACUUUCCAUUCAUCGGUGUCGGCUUGAUCCUCGUCAUUCUGUUCCUCAACCUGAAGCUCGUCCCCAGCUCUUUAGGCGAAAAACUUCGACGAAUCGAUUAUUUCGGAACCGUUCUCUUCGUCGGAAGUAUAUCAUCCUUCCUCAUCCCACUCACUUGGGGUGGAGUCUCCUACCCCUGGAGCUCAUGGCGAACACUAGUUCCUCUUUGUGUGGGAGGUGCAGGUCUUCUCAUUUUCGCAUUGUACGAGUAUUACUUCGCAUCCGACCCCAUCAUUCCGCCAGUCAUUUUCAAAAACCGGACGGCAACUGUUUCCUUUGUUGGAAGUGUGCUGCAGGGCUUCAUUCUGUGGUGUGCGCUCUAUUACCUUCCUCUAUACUAUGAAGCCGUGAAAGAGUAUAGUCCUAUUCUUUCAGGCGUGGCUCUCUUCCCUGAGACAUUCACUGUGGCUCCUAGUGGAAUGGUCGCUGGAAUUCUCAUUACGGUAACUGGCCGGUACCGAUGGGCUGUGUGGCUAGGAUGGGUUCUGUCAACCAUCGGACUUGGUCUGAUGUGUCUGAUCAAAGUCCACACCAGUGUUGUUGGCUGGAUCUUCCUGAAUAUUGUCUCUGGUUUGGGGCUAGGGAUCUUGUUCCCAUCUCUGGGUUAUGCCGUUCAGGCUUCGUCGGAGCCGGAGAACCUCGCUAUCGCCGUCGCCAUGUUUAGCUUCUUCCGUGCCCUCGGCCAAGCUAUUGGUGUUGCGGUUGGUGGAGUGGUGUUCCAGAACCGCAUGUUCAGUAACAUCAUGAGAUAUCCCGAUCUGGCUCCUAUGGCCGAUGCAUACAGCAAGGACGCCGCUGGUCUGGUCCAGAUUAUCAAGGCUAUGGCAGACGGGGCAGACAAGGCAAAUCUCAAAGAGGCGUAUACCGACAGUCUUCGCACAGUAUGGAUAGUCUGCUGUGCUGUCUCCGGUGUAGCUCUAGUGAUCAGUCUCUUCACUGAGCACUACGACCUAGAUCGUGAUUUGGAGACUAGCCAAGGUCUUCGGGGCGAUGAUGAGACUAUUGCAAGCGAAAAGGACUUGGAGAUGCGUGCAGAGGGAAAAACUGCUCCUGAAAGCAGGCCUUCUGUCUGGUAA